Messenger RNA from Sycon ciliatum, 1006 nucleotides. RefSeq names its product eukaryotic translation initiation factor 6-like. NCBI's taxonomy places the organism in Eukaryota, Metazoa, Porifera, Calcarea, Leucosolenida, Sycettidae. The coding region runs from base 105 to 842 and encodes 245 amino acids. Gene Ontology annotation, molecular function: ribosomal large subunit binding. Gene Ontology annotation, cellular component: cytosol; preribosome, large subunit precursor; nucleolus. The transcript is spliced from 7 exons. Gene Ontology annotation, biological process: maturation of LSU-rRNA; ribosomal subunit export from nucleus; assembly of large subunit precursor of preribosome. The record is from RefSeq and is a predicted model, not a curated record.
AUUGUCAUCAACAAAGGCGUUCGUUCUCUUGUCUGAUUCUUUUUGCAACACAGUUUCUUCUCCUUCCCUUUGGUUUCUAGUUUCUUCCUGUUCUUGUUUUCAUAAUGGCUGUCCGUGCUCAAUAUGAGCACAGUAGUGAUAUUGGAGUGUUUGCGAAGCUAACGAAUGCGUAUUGCCUUGUGGCCAUCGGUGGAUCAGAAAACUUCUACAGUGUAUUCGAGACAGAACUUGCUGAUGUAAUUCCAGUUGUUCACACAUCCAUUGCUGGAUGCCGUAUCAUUGGGCGGCUUACUGCAGGUAAUCGUAAUGGCCUUCUGUGCCCAAGCUCCACUACUGACCAGGAGCUGCAGCAUGUCCGUAACUGCCUGCCCGAUUCCGUAGUCGUUCGCCGUAUCGACGAGAGGCUAUCGGCUCUUGGCAAUGUGGUCGCAUGCAACGACUAUGUAGCGCUCGUACAUCCCGACUUGGACCGGGAGAGUGAGGAGAUAAUCGCAGACACACUAAAAGUAGAGGUGUUCCGGCAAACAGUAGCGGACAACGCACUUGUCGGCUCUUACAGUGCAUUUACUAACCAGGGAGGGCUCGUCCACCCUCAGACUAAGGUUGAGAGCUUGGACGAAUUGUCGUCACUGCUUCAAGUUCCACUUGUGGCUGGUACAGUAAAUCGUGGUAGUGAUGUGAUCGGCGCUGGACUUGUCGUGAACGACUGGUGUGCCUUCGCUGGCCUAGACACCACGAGUACCGAGAUCUCGGUCGUGGAGAAUAUCUUUAAGCUGGGUGGCCAUCAGCCAUCGGCCAUCGCUUCAUCCAUGCAUCAGUCGCUUGUUGACAGCAUGACGUAAAGAGAGCAAGACCCCUUUUGAAACCCGGACCAAGUUUUCAUCUCAACAUUGCCACGUGGGAAUCAAUAAAAUGUGAAACGAUCAAACUUGCCACACCCAUGUACUCAUGAUAGCUCGACUAACACUCCUAGUUUCAUGGAGCUGUCUUCAAAGUUCAAACACAA